This is a messenger RNA of Conger conger (European conger), 3423 nucleotides long. RefSeq names its product protein S100-A16-like. Lineage: Eukaryota; Metazoa; Chordata; Actinopteri; Anguilliformes; Congridae. The transcript has 3 exons. Gene Ontology annotation, cellular component: perinuclear region of cytoplasm. Bases 260 to 562 code for a protein of 100 amino acids. The record is from RefSeq and is a predicted model, not a curated record.
AUUUUCCCUAUCCCUCUAUUCUCUCCCUUCUCGGCUCUUCCAGGUACACGCCCUUUGACUUGUCGGGGGGGAAAAGUUUAAGAAAAACUACAGCACGGAAGAGAUUCCACAGACGUCUAGUUUAGCAAGUUUGCUGGCUCAGAGAGAGAGAAAAAGGAGAGAGAGGCGGACUGAAGAGAAGGAAAGUGAGAAUAGCCUAAGAAAAACAGGGAAAAAAAAAGUUUCGUCGAUUCUCUUUAGGUCAAUAAUUUACGGGCUCAUGGAGUCGGCCAUUAAGACAGUGGUGGAGGUGUACCUGAAGUUCGCCGGGACGAAGGAGAACCUGAGUGGGAGCGCCUUCCAGAAGAUGGUCAAGAAACAGCUGGGCAACAUCAUGACGGACACGGACAGUUCCGGCGCCAUCAAGGAGAUGCGUCAGGGGCUGGACGACAACCAAGACGGGAAAGUCAGCUUCCCGGAGUACAUGACCCUGGUGGGGUACCUGGCGAACACGCUGAGCGAACAGAAAGUCAAGGACCAGGAGGCGGCAGGGGGCGCACCGGCAGCUCAGGAGAUCCCGUAGACCCCUUACCCUGCCAGGCCACGUUCACACACCCCACUCCACCAUGUUAACAUGUGCCAGCUAUAUACCGUAAUAUACGAAUCAUCAUACCCCAGUAUAACCGUACACUGCGUAACUUGAUUAAUCCGUCUCGCCAUUUUGCAUUUGCUGCUUGUUUUUUUUUUGCCAGUGCAAGUUGUUUUGUUUUUGUUUUUUUUGCAUUGGGUGGCAUAGAGGGGCCAGGCUUAGUGUAAUGCCAAAGGGAAGAUUUGGGCUGUGUAGAAUUCUGGAAGAUUGGGCGGUGUAGGAUUCUGGAAGAUUGGGCUAUGUAGAAUUCCGGAAGACUGGGCGGUUUAGAAUUCCGAGAGAUUGGGCUGUAUAGAAUUCCUAAAACUGUUGGAGCUGUUCAUGGGCGCUUCCGGGAGAGUGAAUGUGCUUUGUGAGAAGUUUACACUAUCUGACAUUGUGGCUUUUACAGACAGGAGUAGCGCAAGCUUUUGUGCACUUUGCAUUGCUUAUUUUAAUUUUUGAUAUUCCGCAUAAAAUUGUGUUCAAUGUUAGUGGAGGCCAUUAGUCAAUGCUAGCUUCAGGUAAAAUAUUUUGGGCGUGUAAUGGCUUCCAGUUAAAUAGCAUAAACCACGGAGUUGAUGAAAACCAUGCUGUGUAGCAUAAAUUGCUAUUGCAGUUCUGGGAAUAGCAUACAGUAUAGAUGUGCACCUCGCUAAUUUACCAUGUUAAAGCACACCACACAGCAUACUGAGAGCAGUUACGCACAUACCCUGCAAAAAAAAACAAAAAAUAAGUCUAUCUUAACAAGUAUUUUAGCCUUAUAUUUAGACUUAAAAUCUUAUUUCAAUUAUUGUUUUACUAAAUGCGACAAAAAUAUAGCUAGCUAGCUGGAGACAAUUUUACUCAUUUUUAAAUUUGCCAACCGGAUGAGAAGCAAGAAACUAACAUAAAACAAGCUAAUAUGUUCUACUUGAGAGUGUACUGUGUAUCACGCUGUAUUAGCAUACUGAUACACUGACAUUUGGAUGCUCAAUACUUCCUAGCCAUUUUUGCACUGCCUUCCCAGUUCUGUACAGCACUAUGUGUAUUAGCCUUGUUUCCAUAGCAAAUAAUGGAGUCUGGUGAAGACAAUCUGGCUAAUCAGUAACACCAACUAAAACCAGAGCCGGAUGUGGAUUUGAGGGCCAGACUUGAUGAUCCCUGCUGUAGAGGUAGAGGUGCAUUUGCUGUCUGUCGCGCAGCUAAUCCUAGCGACUCUCGUAAAAACUGGACGUGUACAUUUAGGCCUUUAGCGAACGCUCUUAUCCAGAGCUAUUCAAACACGGGCGUAUAGCAGCGCUAGCAAAAUAGCGCCAGACCCAGAACUGGACUUCUCCUGGCCCUACGCCGCCCUUCGUGAGCGCGAGGUGGGCGGGGCUGCGCGAUGCGCUAACGUGCUAACGCACUCCGUCGCUUUGCGCGCCUUGUCGGGCAGGUCGCAGGUCACCAUACCUGGCUUAUUGAUAGCUUUUUUUUUCUUUUUUUUCAAUUAGCAUUGGACCAAGGCCUGGAAUAUCAGGUGCAUGCCAUCUCAUCCAUAUAAUGGCUCCGGGUAAAUAAUUUAGGGGCCCGGAGGCAAUGAACACCAGGGGACCCCUGUGGCCCUCGGGGGCUGAAAAUAGUCCUUUCUUUGGGAGGGAUAACCUUCUGUCCCUGGGCCCCGGAGGGACACAGUGACGGCUGAUCCCGCUAAACGCGCCUUUUAGCGACACACUCCUGGCUAAUCCCGCUAAACACUCUCCUUCGGUGACACUCUCGCACUCGCUAAACGCACUCUUUGAGUGACACCCUCCUAAUCACCCCCGCGGUCCUACACACGCAAUCCUCCAGGCUCAAAAGCCGCACAGCCUCCACCCCGGAUGACGACCGACAACCGUAAUGACAAUCGCAAACGUUAUCCUGACACCCAUCCACUCGCCCUGACACCCAUGCAUAAAUGCACGCCGGCACCCGGACACUGUGCUUUUUCCAUCUGGCCGCGUAGCCUUUGGAUUGUAUAUAACCUUCCCCACCCCGUAUCGUUUUACCGGACUCGUUUUUCCAACACUUAGCGCACUUGCAUAACCGCCAACCCGGGCCGGCGUGAGAGGUCCAGACGGCAACACGCUAAACACACACACACACGCGUGAUUGCUUUACCCCGCCACUUACAGACUCCGUCUGAAACGCUAAACCGCGCAUUAGCUCGAGCCAGAAUUAGCCGCGCGCUAAGCACCCCCCGCCCCACCUCCUGAGCUGGACGUAUACCUUUACAGGUGGAUCUGUCUGGGCCUCCCUUAAUCUCUGCGCAUUAUAGUACGGGACACCUGCUUCGGCUGUCCCGCGUCGUUGUGUGUGCUGCAAUUUGUAAACCACUGCUUGCUGAAAGUUCAGACGGGCUAGCAGACGCUCGGUCAUCGACGGGGGUUGGAGGGAGUUUCAGUUUCAACUCACUCAAUUGAGGUAACUAAUUGCAUUUAAUGCCAAUUAAUUAAAUCAUUUGGGGCGGAAAGGAAGGCCUUCUUUGUGAGUUUGCUCAUUGAAAUUUCGACUCGAUUCCUGAGCGGGCCGAAUUAAAGUGGAAUUGAAACUCCAAACCCUCGGCUUUGACUGGAGUUAGGCCAGCCUUCCCCAGCUUAGACACACCGCACCCACCCCCACCCCCACUACCCCACACACCAGGGCCACUGCCUCCAUCCACGAACAACCACUAAGCCCUGUGUGUGUGAUGUGCCUUCACUUGCUGUGACUGAUGAGUGUUCACAGUGCUCUCUUACCUGGCAGCAGCACAGCAUGUAUGCACCCCUGUGUCUGUUAAAGCAAAUUAUAAUAAUAAUAAAAUACUGUGAAAAGUA